Messenger RNA from Juglans regia (Persian walnut), 1609 nucleotides. Its product is annotated as pollen-specific leucine-rich repeat extensin-like protein 2. Lineage: Eukaryota; Viridiplantae; Streptophyta; Magnoliopsida; Fagales; Juglandaceae. The record is from RefSeq and is a predicted model, not a curated record. The transcript is spliced from 3 exons. Gene Ontology annotation, molecular function: metal ion binding. The coding region runs from base 597 to 1301 and encodes 234 amino acids.
AGCGAGAUUGGAGAGUCAGAAAUCAAAGCCAGCCACCACCAGCCCUCACCUUAUAAUAGAGACAAUCUUGUAGUAGUGAUGCCAUGAGAUUCAACAUGGGGAACUUUACGUGUCUACAUCCCAUUGGCUCUAAGUGUGGAAAAUAAGACAUUUUUUUUUCCUGGACGUACGAUAUAGGAUGCUUCGUAAGAUGCCUUGUGGGCUAAUAACUCCUGAUGUCUUGAUCUCUCGCACUGUGGCCGCUUCUGUGUCAGUCUGUUCCACACUUCCACUCUAGUUGCUCGAUAAAAAGGAGUCUUCUUCGUAUUUCUGUUUGUCCGAGGUUGAGAUCUGAACAGACAGACAGCCAGCCAGCCAUGGUGGAAAAGAUAGAUCUUCGUUAUUUUCACAUGCCCAUCUUUUGUGUCAGAACCUGCUUUGAUUCUGUCGUAGGCAGAUCGACAGAUUGCUAUUUGCUUUUCAGAGAUUUUGUUCUCUUGUUUUCUUGGCCAUGAGUACGAAGUUAGAAUUUGCAUACUCUUACAGGCUACUACAAUAAUGGUGCUCGAGGUUGACCUUCAGUGCCAUCGCUGCUACAAGAAGGUGAAGAAGGUUCUAUGCAAAAUCCCUCAUCAGAAAUACAAGACCAGGUGUAUGACGAGAAGAAAAACUUGGUGAUGAUCAAAGUUGUAUGUUGCUCUCCCGAAAAGAUUAAGCAAAAGAUUAUCUGCAAGUGUGGUGAUUCCCUUAAGAGCAUUGAGAUCAAACAGCCCCCGAAGCCGAAAGAACCGGAGAAACCGAAGGAUCCUCCCAAGCCAGCUCAGAAGCCGAAAGAAGCGGAGAAACCAAAGGAUCCUCCCAAGCCAGCUGAUAAGCCGAAAGAACCGGAGAAACCAAAGGAUCCUCCCAAGCCAGCUGAGAAGCCGAAAGAACCCGAGAAGCCUAAGGAAAAACCUGCGAAUCCUCCCAAGCCAGCCGAGAAGCCGAAAGAGCCUGAGAAGCCAAAGGAGAAAGCUGCGGAUCCUCCCAAGCCAGCUGAAAAGCCUAAAGAACCGGCACCGGCACCCAAGCCUCCCGUCGUCGUGCCGUGUUAUCCAGUACUACCGCCCGGUUAUCCAAUUGGGACGUGUUGUUCAUCAUGUUAUGAAGGUCGUGGCGGGGGGCCAUGCUUUCACGGUCAUGGCGGGCCACCCCCAAGUUACGAGGGCUAUGGAAGGCCAGUGUAUGAUAGUUAUGGUGGAGGUUAUUACAGGCCAGACUGCUACGUGAGCCGUUGUGACUAUUUCAAUGAAGAAAACACAUCAGGAUGCACAAUCAUGUAAAUGGGAGUGAAUGCAUCAUACAUGGUCGUGAUCAGAUCAUCAAUUAGCCUUCUUUUUGCAUCUCACGUCACGGCUGCUCGCAUUUGUUUUUCUUUGCUUGUUCAGAAGGACAGAAAAAAGAUAAGAGUACGUAAUAAAAUCAAUGGUGGGAUGGCUGAGAAAAAUAAAAAAUAAAAAUAAAAAAUGGUUGUGGGAUAUGAUUUUAAUUAUGUCGGUUGACAAUUGGCUUUUGAUUUUCGUAGUACUGCUCAUGUAACGACUUUUAAAUGAAAGUGGUUAUCUAUAUAUGAAAUUUUUACUUUCGGGUA